AUGGGCGGCAAGACUUGGUCAAGAGAGGAGGAGUUGUACUUUUGGCGCACCAUCGUGCCCAUGUCUCCCAAGGCCGCCGCCCGGACUGGCAAAGUCGUUGACUGGGAGCAGAGUGCCCUCAUUAUGCAGAGGCACUUCGGCAAAAAGGCCCGUCGAAAUUACACCAAGUUGAUGCUCUUCGAACACUAUUUCCAGAACAUCACUACUGGGCAUGAGUCGCCGCGAGCAGCUGACCUGGUUGCUGAGCACAAGAAGCACCUGAAGGAGAAUGGCAAGGACGUUUAUGGCAUCGCGGCGGAGCACAAGACACGCUCCCGACGAGCCGCCAAAGGGAUCGGUUCCCCCAAGCCAGCGAACAAGUCGCCCGAGAAUCCCGAUGGUCAAGCACAUCUGCGAGCCGAUCAGCCUGUCGCUCGCGACACUCAGACGAACAACAGCAUCAACGGCAGUCCGCACGAGCUCGGAGAGGUGCAUCGUCCUUUGGCAUACCAGCUGCCAGGCUCCGCCAACGGCUAUUACGGCGGCCACUUCUACCACGGCUUGCCUGCCGUACCACAGGUCUUUGGAGCUCCUUGGGUUAGCACCGGGGACUCGGGCUACGUGUCGGCAGCUUCGCCUUCCAGCUACGACGGCUCGCCUGCCGCGCUCGCCAACAUAGCAGGCGAUGGGAGCGACGGCACUGCUGCAAAUGCCAUGGGGCGGGCCGAAUGA
Hirsutella rhossiliensis is the source of this 711-nucleotide messenger RNA. RefSeq lists its product as uncharacterized. Lineage: Eukaryota; Fungi; Ascomycota; Sordariomycetes; Hypocreales; Ophiocordycipitaceae. The record is from RefSeq and is a predicted model, not a curated record. Bases 1 to 711 code for a protein of 236 amino acids. The transcript is spliced from 3 exons.